ACGAGAAGCCCACGCGCGCACCACCAGUAGUCCAGUAGAUAACGCACGCGCUGAUCGCAACACACCAAGAUCGCAAUGUCUGGUGCCGCUGACACAGCUGCGGCCGCGGCCGUCGCCGCCGUGGCCGGCUCGUCGGAUCCCGCGGCGUUGCCGCUCAGCGGGCGCGUGGGCAUCGUGACCGGCGCGUCGCGCGGCAUCGGGCGAGCCAUCGCGGCCCACCUCUCGUCCCUCGGCGCGAGCGUCGUCCUGGGCUACGCGGCCAGCGCGGCCGAGGCCGACGCGCUCGCCGCGGAGCUCCCGCGCGCCGUGGCCGUGAGGGCCGACGUGUCCGAGGAGGCCGGCGCGCGCGCCCUCUUCGACGCCGCCGAGUCGGCCUUCGGCUGCGCGGCGCCGCACAUCAUGGUCGCCAACGCCGGCGUGCUCGACGACAAGUACCCGUCCCUCGCCGACACCACCACGGCCGACUUCGACCGCGCGUUCGCCAUCAACACGCGCGGCGCGUUCCUCUGCCUCCGCGAGGCUGCCAACCGGCUGCCCCGCGGCGGCGGCGGCCGGAUCGUGGCCGUGACGUCGUCCGUUGUCGGGUCGAACCCGACGGGGUACUCCGCCUACACGGCGUCCAAGGCGGCCGUGGAGGCGAUGGUGCGGACGAUGGCCAAGGAGCUCAAGGGCACGCGCGUGACGGCCAACUGCGUGGCUCCCGGGGCCACGGCCACGGACAUGUUCUUCGCCGGGAAAAGCGACGAGACGGUGAGGCGGACCGCGGAGACGAACCCGAUGGAGCGGCUCGGGGAGGCCGGCGACAUCGCACCGGUGGUCGGGUUCCUCUGCACCGACGCCGCCGAGUGGGUCAACGGGCAGGUCAUCCGGGUCAACGGCGGGUACGUCUGAUGAUCUGUUGGCUGGCCCUGUGCCAUGCCAUUAGCCAUUAGCCAUCACGGUGGGAGCCAAAUAAUGCGUCUGGAAUGGAUGUUGCGGAAAACUGAACAAAUAAAUCUUGUGGGAAUUUGUGCUUA
This is a messenger RNA of Triticum urartu, 1016 nucleotides long. Its product is annotated as NADPH-dependent aldehyde reductase-like protein, chloroplastic. Gene Ontology annotation, molecular function: oxidoreductase activity. The record is from RefSeq and is a predicted model, not a curated record. NCBI's taxonomy places the organism in Eukaryota, Viridiplantae, Streptophyta, Magnoliopsida, Poales, Poaceae.